AAGUCAGAGGCUAUUGUACUCCCUGCUGCCUCCCAUCCUGGGCCUCAUUUCCCAGGCAGGACCGAAGUUUGCCAGUCCUUGCUCUCUACUGUGUCUGCCUUUAUCUGGGCGAGGACAGUUCUCUGGAUUGUUCCUGUGCUGGGGGCUGCGGGGAGCACUUCAGCAGACUCUGCAUUUUCUACUGUUUUAGUGGAAACAUUCGGGUCGGCGCUCUGACCAGAAAUGUCUUUUCUCUCUUGAACUGAUCAUCCAGGGUUAACUGGCAUGGAUUGGUUCACCUCCUAUUUCCUGUCAGGAAAGAAUUUUGAGCAAUUGGCCCAAAAAUGUGUCCCUCACUACUCCACCUUGAUCAGCAAGGCAGUGGGGAUCCUCUCUCAGGAAAGUGUUGAACGUAUUCAAAGAGUCUUUCAGGAGGGGAAGCUAAAAGAGGUGGUUGAAGAGAUUCAGGAAGCACUUCAGAACUCUGAGAAUGCUCCCUUGAAUGUGGCUGUGAUUGGGCAAUCUGGUUCUGGGAAGUCCAGUUUCAUCAAUGCCCUGUUAGGUCUUGGUCAUGAAGAGGAGGGGUCUGCUCACGUUGGAGUUGUGCCAACCACCAUGAAGAAAACCCCCUAUCAACAUCCGAAAUAUCCCAGUGUGACCUUCUGGGACCUGCCUGGAACUGGGACUCCCAAUUCCCUUCCAGAUCCUUAUCUAGAAAUUGUGGGAGAUGAUGACUAUGACUUUUUCAUCAUUAUUUCUUCCUCACGGUUCAGCUCAAAUGAUGCUCUCCUGGCCCAGAAAAUCAAGGAGAAGGGGAAGAAUUUCUACUUUGUUAGAACAAUGGUGGAUGUUGAAUUACAUAGUGAAGAGAAAAGCAAACCCAUAUCCUUCAAAAAGGAGAGAGUCCUUCAGCAGAUCCAAGAUGACUACCUGGCUAUUCUCAGCAACAUCGGAGUAUCUAAUCCGUGUGUCUUCCUGGUCUCCAACUUUCACCCAGAUAAGUUUGAUUUCCCAAGACUGCAGGAGACAUUGCUGCAGGAUCUCCCUGCACAUAAGCGCUACACCUUUGUGCUCCAAUUGUCCAAUUUGUCUGAUGCUUUCAUUGAGGUGAAGAGAGUUAUCCUCAAAGAGAAGAUCUGGCUGAAUGCCCUGAAAUCAGCCGCUUUGGCCAUCAUCCCUUUCAUGGCCUUCUUCAGUGGCUUUGACUUGCCUAAACAGGAGAAGUGCUUGAACCUUUAUCGAAGCUAUUUUGGUUUGGAUGAGCAGUCAGUCAAAGAGAUUGCCCAGAAACUGGGCACAUCUGUGCAAGAGAUCAAGAGCUCCACAAAGUCCUUGGAUUUCUGGUUAUUUGUGAAGAAUGACAGUAUAGCAGCAAAGGCCAUGAAAUGUGCUGAAUCCUUUUGCUCAGUGAACGGAGGACUCCGAUCUUCUAUCUUUCAAUUUUUGAAAGUAUAUUUUUUACGUUUGAAGUUCAUCAAUACGGUGGCUGAUGAUGUUAAAAUGCUGUUGCAUAAGACUUUAGAGAGCGGAAGUCUAAGAGAAUGAGGCAGAGAUGGGUAGAGUUGCCUAACCGAAUAACAAAAGGGCCUCAGGUCUUGUGUUCUCUGGGUGGGAGCAGGAUCCUCUUCUACCCACCACCAAGGCCAACACUACCCUAAAGUAAAAAGAUUGUCUCACUGUUGGAAAAAGACAAUUGCUCCACAUUGAUGCUACACUGCUAAGUAAAGGGGAUUUGACCAUAACCUCUUUUCUGUACUCUCUAAGCUAUUUUGCUCUAAUCAUGACAGAUAUGCACCAUAUAACUUUCAUUAAUCUCCUGGUGUUAUAAGGUAUUUUUCAUUUGCAAGUUUUACUCUGAUAAUAAACGUUUGGUAAUAAUUAUGA
Molecule: messenger RNA, 1863 nt
Organism: Aethalodelphis obliquidens (Pacific white-sided dolphin)
Lineage: Eukaryota; Metazoa; Chordata; Mammalia; Artiodactyla; Delphinidae
Product: T-cell-specific guanine nucleotide triphosphate-binding protein 1-like
Exons: 2
Coding region: 265-1524 (419 amino acids)
Biological process (GO): innate immune response; autophagosome assembly; cellular response to interferon-beta
Cellular component (GO): endoplasmic reticulum membrane
Molecular function (GO): GTPase activity; GTP binding
Source: RefSeq, a predicted model, not a curated record